ACCGGGUCUAAUGGCGCCAAUUUAUCUUUCCCUAUUGCGCUCGGCAUUCCUGACACGGCCGGUUCGGCCUGCGGUCCUGUCGCCAACGAGGGCGAGUGUGCAAAGAACAGUUGGAUCAUCGGCUUUGUGAAUUCCAUGCCCUACAUCACGAUAUGUCUCUUCGCUGGCUGGAUCUCCGAUCCCCUGAAUGACCUCCUCGGCCGACGAGGUGUCAUCUUUACCGCCGCCAUAUUUUCCCUGAUUGCACCCUUUGGCAUGGCUGUUUCGCAGACGUGGGGUCAGCUCGCGGCGUGCAGAAUGUUGCUUGGCAUCGGCAUGGGCUUGAAAGAAGUCACAGUUCCCGUCUUCUCCGCCGAGAAUUCCCCCACUCUUAUCCGUGGCGGCUUGGUCAUGUCUUGGCAGGUCUGGACCGCGUUUGGUAUCUUCCUUGGCACAUGCGCCAACCUCAUCGUCGGUAAGACGGGUGAUAUUGCUUGGCGUCUGCAGUUCGGCUCUGCCUUUAUCCCAGCCGUCCCCCUCGUCAUCGGAACCUACUUUUGUCCCGAGUCUCCUCGAUGGUAUCUCAAGAAGGGCAAGCAUCUCAAGGCGUGGGGCUCGCUGCUGCGCCUGCGCAAUACGCCACUCCAAGCCGCCAGGGACCUGUUUUAUAUCCAUUCGCUCUUGGAGUACGAGGAGACCAUGGUGAAGGAGGCCGGGCUCAAGGUCACGAGCAACAUGUUUACGCGCUUCGUCGAGCUAUUCACAAUCCCUCGUAUCAGGCGCGCGACGUGGGCUUCUGGCGUUGUCAUGAUUUCACAGCAAAUGUGUGGAAUCAACAUCAUAUCGUUUUAUAGUUCGACCAUAUUCAAGCAGAGUGGUAUCAGCGACUACACUGCUCUGUGGGCUAGUUUUGGAUUCGGCCUGAUCAACUUUACAUUCGCUUGGCCUGCUGUAUGGACGAUAGACACGUUUGGCCGAAGGGCUCUUCUGCUUUUUACCUUUCCCAACAUGUUUUGGACUCUGCUUGUGGCUGGACUCUGCUACCUCAUCAACGACAGCACCGCCAGAAUUGCCGCAGUGGCAACAUUCGUCUACCUCUUUGCUGCCUUCUACUCUCCAGGCGAGGGCCCUGUCCCCUUCAUGUACUCAGCCGAAGUCUUCCCCCUCUCCCACCGCGAAAUCGGCAUGUCCUGGGCCGUGGCGACCAACAACUUUUGGGCCUCGGUACUGUCCCUCACCUUCCCGCGCAUGAUUAUCGCCAUGACGGCGACGGGCGCCUUCUCCUUUUAUGCGGGGCUGAACCUGGUCGCCCUCGCGCUCAUUUUCCUCUUCGUGCCUGAGACCAAACAGAAGUCACUCGAGGAGCUCGACUACGUCUUUGGCGUGCCCGAGCGGAAGCACGCGGCGUAUCAGCUCAAGACUGUUUUGCCGUGGUGGACGAAGCGGUGGAUCUUUCAGAAGAAGGGUGCGGUGUGCCCGGAUCUGUAUCAUGAUGAGAAUUCGGAGAAUCAGCCUCGUGGGGAGUAG
Colletotrichum orchidophilum is the source of this 1506-nucleotide messenger RNA. RefSeq lists its product as uncharacterized. Gene Ontology annotation, cellular component: membrane. The record is from RefSeq and is a predicted model, not a curated record. Gene Ontology annotation, molecular function: myo-inositol:proton symporter activity. Gene Ontology annotation, biological process: transmembrane transport. Lineage: Eukaryota; Fungi; Ascomycota; Sordariomycetes; Glomerellales; Glomerellaceae. The transcript is spliced from 7 exons. The annotation marks the transcript as partial.